AUAUAUAUUAUUAUACUACAGUGUGUACAUUUUUUUUCUUCUUUUUGGCUUUGACCUUUUCUUGGGAGGAGGAGAAAUUUCUGUACCUGCAGACAGGUUGGAUAAGCAACAGUGGAAGGAAUACUUGUAAAGUUCACUUAGAGGAGGUUGUUUUUGUUUGUGAAACCUUUGAUUAAUGUUGAUUAAACGUGAAAGUUAUUCAGUGAGGAGAAUGUUUAGUUCCCCACUUCAACUUCCAUUUUGACAUUACUGCUAACCUCCACCCUCCAAGGAUUACCACUAAUGAUAUCAGUUUGAUAAGGGAGACAGAAACCCACCAAGUGUUUUUUCCAUCACACUCAAAAGCUGUGGAUACUUUAUUUCAAAGUCCAAGGAGGCUGGAUAUCCCUCUGUUGACGAUUUAUAAUCUAAUCACGCCGCAAAGAGGAUUGUUCUUGGGAGAUCGCUCCGAUAGAUCCAGCUCCGAGAGAUUGAUGCAGAGUAUUUCGUGUAGCGGCCCGUGACGUCACAGCCAUGGGACAAAGCUCUUCCAAGCGACGUUCCUACACGCCUGGCCAGGAGAAAGGCUCCCAAGUGUCUACGUCACGAGCUAACGGAGACAUCAAGACCAAUGGCAGUUUCGAAGUCCAUGAGGACCACGACGACACAGCGGACACUGAGACCCCCAUCACACCCACUUCUCUUACUUCCGCUUCUUCUACUACAGGCAAGAAAGAGAAGAAACGAAAGCUGAGGUUCAUCGGCUUCUCUCUGAAGCGCACACCGUCCGGCCGCUGGAGCCGGAAGAGAAGGAACAACACACCAAACGGCACCGCAAGACCCGUGUCGUGUCCGAACCCCAUCCCUGAACACGGGGAGGCGGGUGCUACUGGAGAAAGACCACAAAGCCUGUUCUUGGAUGAGCUCGUCAUUACAGAAGAAGAUUCGAAAAUUGAGACCGUUGACCUCUCAGAUCAUGAUGAAGAUGGAAAGCCCAAGACCAAAUCCACCGAGAAAGCCGCACCCAAGCCCAUGGAGAGGACGAAGGGAAAGCGAGGCUCCCAAAAGAAAGGCUCCAAAAAGAAGAAGAAAGAGAAGCAGAGCGCUAAGAAGGAAAAACAAAAAAAGUCUAAAAAGUCCACAGAGGCCCCCACUGCUCCUCCCCGCGGUGCUGCCGCUGCCGCUGCUGCUGCGCCCACAACCAAUGUCGUCGCGACUGCUGCUUCAGGCGUUGCUGCAGACGUUGAGGAGAAAGUCGUCAAAGCUGCUUCGGAUGUGACUACGAAAGUCGAAGGAGAGCUCAAAGCGGAAUUAGAAGCACCAGAAGCCUGUUCAUCUGAAAUAAUCGUACAGGCCCCAACUGGAAUCUCUGUCGAGACGAAAGGAGAUACUGCUGAGUUUCAGCGUACUGAGCAGUCGGCUGACGUCAUUACCUCUGUGGUCAGUUCGUCUGUUGAGGUUCCGUUUGCUUCCGUGGAGCAAAACUCCGGCCAUACCGGAGACCUUGAGGCUAUGGCCUCGUCCAUUGUGGCGGAAUCGGUCAACCUCGCACAGAAGCGACUUCAGAAAGAGUCAGGGAAUGAAAAUUCCGAGAUCGAGAAGAGAGCUGCUUUGGAGAGCAACAAAGAAAGAGUGAGCGUCGAUUCCCCUCUAGAAAACAAAGAUGGUGGGAGUUCUGCUUCCUUCUCCGUGAAUUCUGUUGUCGGAGGCUUCUUCUCUGAGAACGAGCCACAGACGAAAACCGUGCACGAACCACAGAAUAUUGACAGUGAGCUGGAAUUGGAACGAAUGGAUUCCGAGGUGGAGAUGGAAGUGCAGGUGCAAGAGCGGUCCCUUGUGGACGAGGUCCUCAACGCUGUGAAUGCCGAAGUGUGCAACUCUUCUGCUCAAGUGUCGUACCACAACAGCUCCACUGACAACAUCACAGCUGACGUCACAGAUGUGACCACUGACCACGGCGUAGAUGCCUCUACAAACGACGACGGGACAGAAGACCAGCUGCCUGUUGCCUCGUUGGUGGCUGACAUCGAGCGAGAUAUGAAGGCCAUUAAGGGUUCUUCUCUUCUGGGCAAGACUGAAUCUCUCGAAGUACCUCAGUCAUCCGCCGAUACUUCUCUCGUGGCUGACACCAAAGCCGAAGCGUCCUUCACAGGAGAUACUCCAGAAAAAGGCGACCUCGACUGCACAGACACGUCCAUAACACUUGGCGCUGACGAGGCGAUCUCCGUGGCACGGAAAGCGGAGAACGAAGUGAAGGCUCUCGUUGCAUUUUCGGGGAUUUCUGCCUCUGUAGAUGAAGAGACAACUCCGGUAGAGGAAGCAAAUGUGAGUGCCGAAAAAAACACCACAAUUGAGACCACCUCUGAUGUCGAUCAAUUGGGCGUGGCAGGGAUUUCUAUUCCGGAUUCUGUGAAGGAUAUUUCUACCGGAUCACUGGAUGUGUCCGUGGCCGCUGACGCGGUCCAGGUUCAAGCCGCAGAGAAGGGUGAAGUCUUAGCUAAGGCAGCAGUGGAGCAAGUUAUGGGUUCUGCUGUAGUCACCAGUGUCUCUGCUUCUGUAGCCGAGGGGGGUAAAAAAGAAGAAGGGGAGGAGGACAAGAAGCUUGAAGCUGGUCUUAUUGGUGCCAGUGCAGAGAGACUGGUUUCUGAUUCCGAAGCCGAGAAGGCACUAAAGCUUCAGGCAGAAAAGGAAAGAAGAGACAAAGAACGCAUAGAAAAAGAAAAAUUAAAGAAACAGCGAGAGGAAGAAAAAAUGAAAGAAAGAGAAAAGGCUAAGGAAGAAAAACGCCGAAAAGCCGAGCAAAAAGCUGCAGAAAAGGCUGAGAAAGAGAAACAGAAACAGGAGAAGAAAAUGAAGGUGCCAAAGAAACUCAGCAGUUGGUUUUCGAAGAAAGAAAAGCAGCCACGGACUGUGGCUGAAUUAGAGGUGAAAGCACCGGGAUCUGAAGACGAGGCAGUCGCAGACUCGACACUGAGUGACAGUUCUCCACCCACGAGCCCCGACACGCCAACAGCACCGGAGCAACACACGUCCGCUGACACACAGGUCUGUCCUGUAAGUGACGCCGUGGCAGAAGUGAAGGAUGUUGUGACGUCAGUUGGAAUACCUGCCGUGACGUCAGCCGUUUCGUCUGAAGUGACGACAGCUGUAGCAUCAGCUGUGACGCCGGAAGAGCAGCCUUCAAACGCCAGCCUCACAGUUGACGUCAGUGUUGAGCCUCUCAUCAAGCCCUCGACAGAGCCAUCCGAGGAGAACAGUCCCAACUCCUCCGCCCCCGCCGUCUCGUCGGAGCCGAGCAGCCCCGAGCAUCAAGACAGCGCCCCUACAAGCCCCUUCACAGACAACGGUUCCGGCUCAGACAGCGAGAGAGGCUCGGGUGUCCUAAAGAAGAUUUCCAUUGGGCCACGCCUCCGCACGGCAAUCCUCCGUAAAAGGAGCAGCGGCGCUUCGGACAGCGGUCACGAGGAGAACAGACUAUCCCUGACCAAACCCAAAGCCGUGGAAGCCACGGACAUCACGCCCCCUCCCCGCAAAAUAGGCCCUCGUCGGCCCGUCGAGCAGUAUUCCCCCAUCACAGCCGGGGCACACAACAAGAACUUUCCCACAGAGGCGAGCAGCGCCGUGCAGGCUAAAGAAGAAGUUGCUAGUGAGGCUAUUAGUAAAAGCCUGGACUUUGACACUAGUGUUCAUGCAGAGGUAUCUGCUGCGGAUUCUGCAGAGCAUGAAAAUUCUCCGGAGUGUGCCGAAGAUGUGUCCGAGAAAAAAAAGACGAUAGUAGAAGAAGUAGUAAGUGUGGCGAAACAAACACUCGUGUCAUGUGAGCCCCUCCAGGGGAUACUCGGUGGAGACAAUUCUUCCAUACAAAGCAGACAAGACAAUUCAUUAUUCAGUAUUGCAGAGGUUGAAGCUUCGUCAAAUACUGACACGGACUUGAAAGUUGUCACAGAUUCUCCAUCUGGUGAGGUAAAUGUUCCGAAGGAGAAGGGAGAGGAGGGGGAGAAGGAGGAAGAUACUCUCGUCGAUUCUUUCCCGCCCCUGGAGUCACCAACGCUGGUCUCUACUGCCACAAUUGUGCUACGGGCAAACAGCAUAGAGGAUUCUGUCAUAGAAGAGACACAGAGCUCGCUUGCGCCCCAGUCAGGCGAGGCGACAGUUUCGUCGUCGACAUCACCGUCUGAACCAGGUUCCGAGGGCAAUAGUACCCAAGUUACCUCCGAGAUCGAUUCUGCUGUGCAGAACGUCGAGGAAAAAGACUCCAUUGUUGAAUCCAUUGUGUCUGCGGCGACACAGUUUGCGCCUUCUGUUCUGUCCGACAAAACAGAAAACACGAUCGAAUCCUAUGAAAAUGUUCCUGAAGUUGCUGGAGUGGAAGAUUUCCAAGCAGAAGAGAAUGUGGGAGGACAGGAUGACGACGAGAAGAAGGAGGAGGAAAUGCAGGUGCAGCCUCAAAAGUACUCCGUCGUAUGCGUGGCCCAAACCAUUGCAGACGACAUGACACAGGAGGUAAGAGAAGAGGCGUCACCAGAUAAUGACAAUGUCCCACCAGGCAUGUCUGAUGAGUCGAUGGAAAAAUCGGACUCUUCGACAAAAGAGUCUGUGAAAGACGUUCUGGCAACUGUUGCUCAGACCGCCGUGUCCAAAGUUGAGGCACAUUUUCAAGACAACACGGUGCCCACUAUUGACACACAGAUCUCUGAAACUACGGAGGUCGCAGAGAAUGAGAACAGCCCUGAGGUGGCGGAUGCAUCUUUAGCGGCGUCGGUUUUGCAAACUGUUUCAUCGGCAAUCGUAGAGCAGGAUGACACAAAACCAACUGCUGUCGAAAACGGCCAAGAUGUGGAGUUGACUUUCGAAAACGAAGCACAUCCUGCUGUGGACAUUGGCCAAACGUCAUCGGCGACAGUCGAAAGCGACAGCAAGUCACUGACAGAUACUAUUGAGCAAGUGACAACCCAAGUGGCAGCAGAGAGUCAGGAAUUGACCACCGGCCAUCCUGAAGUCAAAGCCGAUCGACCCACGGUUACUACUGUAGCAGAGUUUCAGAUUGGCAUCUUGAGCUCAGAGACGUCGGAGAAUGAAGCUGAGGAAAACGCAGAUCCCCGGCCAGAGUCUCCGAAAGCAGACCCAAAGGAGAAGGACGCACCGGACGCCACAGAAGACACCGAACGGGCAUCAUCUUUUCAGCUAAAUGGGUCAGUGAACGACGAGGCAGCUCCUGUCUUGGAUGUUCCAAAAGAUGACGCCGAUGACAAAUCGGUAAGCGUCACCGACGAUCUAAACGGCAACAACAAAGCGUUGUCUGAGGCGCCGGAAGAAGACGAGAAAGAAAAGGACGAAUCUAAGGAGGGCGGGAACGAUGAUGAUGAUAAUGAUGACAUCACCUGUAAUAAUAACAUAAUAAUCAUUGAACGUGUUGAGACCAGUGAGUCAGCCAUUCUGCCAGAAGGGGUUUGUGAGCAGGAGAUGAGUGAGACUGAAGCUACUGUAGAGCAGGCUGCUGAAACGUCAACAGUUAUCUCAUCAAGCAUCGUUGAAGAGGUCGUGGAGAAAGCGCAGGAAAUCUCCGACUCCGCAGUCGACAAAAACACGGCGGAGGAAGAUGGCGAGAGAAUCUGCGAUCCGGAAGUAGUGAAUAAUACUAUGAACCUGGUACGCAAGAGCUCCGGUGUGGAGAUCGACACGGAUGUUGUCAAUGGCAACGAUAGCGGUGAGGACACACAUGACAUGUGUAGAACUGGCCCCAACGCUACAAUCGAGGCGUACCUCAAGCUGCAGUAUGCUGACACAGCCGCUGAGAAAAAUGCUGUGAACGGAGAUUCGUUGACGACGCCGCUCAAUGGGAAUUCAGAUGAGAAAAACAAAAACAACGGCCCCAUUCUGGCCGACCAAGAGCAGGAGCAGACGACAGGAUGAUGACAGUCUUGUCAACGACAGCGAUGGAGAGGCCAGGGGAUUACGUCACUGGCACUAACACGAGACUCUUACGUCACACUAACACGGCACAAUAUUUGGCCCUACCGACGAGGCGGCUAGCACAGGGUCGGACUCCAGGUUAUCAAGUGGACACAGAAGAACCACGACCGAGGUCCGACUUCCGACGUGAACGGAGAGCUAGAGGAUAACCGAAACACAUCAGAUUUACAACUGACACGUCUUUGAUCAUAUUACCGUGUUCCGGUUGGUUGGUAUCAAACACUUGCCUUGUUCUCCCUGCUGAAUUAUAUAUAUUAUUAUAUUAUAUAAAAUAGGGUGGGUUUUUUUUUUCAGAGUAGCCGAUGUACCGUUAUCAUUACAAGUAGGUCCAAAUUUUCUGCCAAACAAGAUAUAGGCCAGAUUGUUUAACACUGUUGUUGGGUUUUUUUUCACAUUUGAAACGCUCAUCUUCUUCGUCCUUCUCUGAAGCAAUCUAUGAUCUUCUUUCGACUCGUAGAUUGCUUGUUCCAAACUCCAAGGACAGCACCCGAUUCACGAUCGUUGUUUAUGUCACUGGAGCGAAGCGAUAUUCCAAGGGACAUUGAGAAGGUCGAGAGAUAAUAAAAUAUAACAGAGACGAAAUCCCUUUCUAUGUGCUGGCGUAUCUAUUAAGACAUUCUCCUGCACCCUAACUCUCUUCACCUAUGAACGCAUGUUUUAGGUUCCGGGAUGUGUUUACUUUCUGGAGGGAAGUACUUUGGAUACGAUUUCCAGAAAAUUAUCGCUAAGUUCAUGCUUUAAAUUGUCGUGCUUGUGAAUCCUUUUUGAGCAUAAGACAAAUGAAACUGCAGUAAAAAUAAAAUCGUUCUUUUCAAACCAAGUUUGAAAGCGAACCACUCCGAUCCUGUUUUUUUUAAAUUAUUGUAACCGUCCUGUGCGAUUGUGUUGGCUAAGAAAGCAAGGCUUGAAAGCUUCUCUGUUUUGUCAUAUUAUAGUUUGAUUGAAGGUGUAAUAUUAAACUCUUGGUCACUGCUAUUGUUAAUUCAUUAGCUCCGUAAACGUUUGGUCGAACAUUCAUUUAUUAGAGGUAACGAAGACAGGGAGAAUGUAUUGCAUUUGUCGUCAUGCCCUUUAAACGUAAUACAUGUAGUACAUAAUGAUGACAAUGUUAUUUGUUCUUGUAUAAUUAAUUUAGCAUGCUUUUAAAGAAGCACGUUUAAAGGGUAAAACUUGCUUUUUACGUUCUCGUGUUAUUAUCUGUAUCAAUACAUUGAUUCAAUGGAUAUAAUGGGCUUUCUACCAUGUUACCUUUUUUUUUCAUUUGUUGGUAAAGAGAGAAUCGGAUAAUAUUCAUCUUUGAAGUGAUGUAACAUUUCAUAACACACUGACUAUUAUUGGCAUAUUGUAUAACAGUUUACUUAACCUUCGUUUGUCAAACGUGGACAAUGCUAUUAUGUAGUUCACAUUCCUUUGUUGCCUUAAGCAGCAAGAAGACUAUUUAGUGGUUUGAUUGACUCUCAUACUUAAGCAUUAUCCAGUCUCUUAACCCUGCUUUCUGCGCUCUCGAGGUCAGAUGGAUAUUAUCUCUUCUGGGCAACAUUUCCUUCUAGAAUGACGAAUGUCUAUAAGGAUAGUCUCACAUCUCCUCUAGUACAUGUAUAAACAUGAAGCACUUUCUUUUCUUAGCACAUUAUUUUUUAUCCUCGAAAUGUCUUUCUAACAGAAAGUAGUGAGGUGUUCAUAUUUACUCUCUUUGCCUUUGUCAUGAAUGUUCACGAAGAGUGGCCAAUUUUUUUCACUGUUUUUAUUACUCAAUUUAAAGAAGGAAUCUUAAGGGUUUCCCUUUGUCUUAGGUAAUCAGGGGUAACUAUAAAAGUGUGCAUUGUACAUACUGCCAUUUGUUAUAUUUUAUCUGAAAAAAAACAAAACUGCCGGAUUUUGAUGCUUAUUGUUAUAUAUUAAUUGCAUAUGCUUUUAACGUUUACAAUAUCAAAUCGUUAUGGAGGGUUGUUGUGUUUGAACCCAUGUGGCCUGCAAUACAUUUGCACAUUUUAUCGAUGAACAGCUAGGCUUUAAUGCCAUAAUUAUUUCGUUUUACUCAACUGCACUGAACUCUAUCAACUACAUUGACAUCUUAUGUGCGAGCAGCAAGGUGGGUAGUUGUGAGUGAUACGGGUUCUUUGUGCAGCUCCGUUCUCCCAUUGUUACAUACCAUGAUGUAAAAAAUAACAUUAUGGAAGGACCUCUUAAUCAGUUUCUAAAAGUAUGUUUUAAGCAAUAACAGUUAUGUAUUAGAAUGAAUUAUUUGAAUUUGUUAUUGUCAUAUGAAGACGUACAUAUUAUCUAUUAUUUCAAGCUGAAUUUUCGAUAGUUUGUGGAAAGAGAUACGUUCAUCUUUUGCAAAAUUAUUCUACUUUCUUGAGAAAGUCCUAGAAUUGUUUUGGUUUGGAUUGUUCUCAUUGGGGUUUUUGACACCAAAACUUACAUUCUGUGUGACUUUUGUGAAAUCACAUUUUUGUGUAAAAUUUAGAAUUGUACUAAAGCAAUGCCAAUUGGGACAAGAGAACACGACACUUUGAUACAACCGCAACAUUUGGUGUAUACUCAGAAUAAAGACUAUUCUAAUAUAUUAUGUUUAUUGGAUCCGUUGUGAAGACUUAACUUUUCUAUGUCACUGUAAUAAUUGUAUUUUUUUAGCUGUUUUUUUUUCCAUGAAGAACGCCGAGAGCUUUAGUGCGAUUAUUGUUUUGAAGUAGCGUAAGUCUAUAUUUUAUUAUUGUUGUGUAUGAGCUUCACACGACAAUGUCAGUGAAUGGAUGCGACUGUGUGCCGACUUUCGUUCUGUGGGUUGUGGGUACCGUUUUACACGAAUCCCGGCGUGCAUGUCUUAGUGUAUAAAUGCGCGAGGGCGCAUGCUCUCGUUAGCUUUAUAUGAUAACGAGACGGUCUAAUGAGUACUAUUGAUGUUUAUUUCUUUUGUCAAGUUUUGAUGUUUUCUUUUUGCAAAUCAUCUCCUACAAUUUUUUUUCUUUCGGUUUGCUUUAAUAUGACGUUGUUUGUUUUUUUUCUUUUAUCCCGAUCUAUUAGAUUUCAAUGCUCUGCUCUUCGUAUGCCUUUGUUCUCUUGUGUGCUACUUAAAAAAUAUGAGCACCGCGUGGAAGUAAAAAAAUCCAAUGGGUUUCUGUUUAUGGUCUUUUCAAAUCUUCUGAUCGGCUAUGAGUAUUGGCCAACAUAAUAUAUUAGCAUUUUAUUUACUACUACUACUACUAAUACUAAUCUUUAAAAUAAUGAUAAUGAUGAUGGUGAUGUUUAUCUGCAUGGGUUUUUAACGUAGUUUAGAAAUGGAAAAGUAUGUUCACUGUACUGCGACUGCAUGAUCUAAUGUCUGUGAGCAUAUGGCCAAAAAAUGGGGGGGGGGGUGAAAGGGAGUGAAGGGGCAAGAAGGGUGGGGGAUGAGGAGGCGGAGUGGUCUGUAGUAGGGCAUACCUCAAUAUGCCACACCCGGACAAGAUGUGAAAAUACACUAAGGCUACUUCUGCUGUUCUGAUACCAGUACAUGUAGUUAUUUGAAAAUGUGUGCUGAAAGUGAAAGUUGUGCGUGCCUGCACAUAGCAUUUUGCUUGUAACUUCUUGAAAUAAUGAAAAA
Molecule: messenger RNA, 9538 nt
Organism: Aplysia californica (California sea hare)
Lineage: Eukaryota; Metazoa; Mollusca; Gastropoda; Aplysiida; Aplysiidae
Product: titin homolog
Exons: 9
Coding region: 514-5892 (1792 amino acids)
Source: RefSeq, a predicted model, not a curated record